Gossypium raimondii (Peruvian cotton) is the source of this 755-nucleotide messenger RNA. RefSeq names its product cyclin-dependent protein kinase inhibitor SMR2-like. The record is from RefSeq and is a predicted model, not a curated record. Lineage: Eukaryota; Viridiplantae; Streptophyta; Magnoliopsida; Malvales; Malvaceae. Gene Ontology annotation, biological process: regulation of DNA endoreduplication. The transcript has a single exon. Bases 101 to 481 code for a protein of 126 amino acids.
GCAAUUUCAAAAAGAUAAGAAAGAAACAAGGGGCUACAAAUUUCAAAAAUUCUCUCGGCCCAAUCACCUAUCUUUAGCUAUACGGUCUACCUUCACCUCCAUGUCCAAGGAUCACCAUGAAACUAUUCUUCAAGAAAGUCUGCAAAAACUUGAAGAACAACAACAAAAAGAAAGGCUUGAAAAAGAUGUAGAUAAAGAAGGAGGGUUGGCAUGGAGGGAAGGUGUUGAAGAAGAAGAAGAAAAAGAAGAGUGCAAAACGCCAACUUCGAGUGAUCACAAAAUACCCACCAUCCAAAGCUGCCCGCCGACGCCAAAGAAGACAGUGAGAGUAAGUAUGGUCCACAAGAGGAAGUUAUCUGAGUUGCACUUCUUUGAAACUACAAGAAGAGAAGAGGUAGAGUCGUUCUUUCGCUCUAACUCUCACCCACUUACAGUUGAUGCCUCUCCCGGUGUCAAGAGGAGGAGGUGUAGGAGUGCUUGAUCAUUUUAAUUACCUUUUUUUUUAUUCAAAAUUAAUUAGCAUUAAAUCUAGAUUAUCAGAUAUAUAUCACCAUGUAAAUUAAUUAAUGCGAUGUCGACUUUAGUUUCUUACUAAAUAAUUUACCCUUCAUUUUGUUGAUCAAAAUUUGGAUAUGAAGAUCAAAGAUAGGUUCAACUAUACAAGGGAGAAGAAAGGUUGUGAAUUAGCUGCACUAUUAAUUUGUUGAAAUUAUAGGACAGAAAAAAAAAUAUAUGUUGAUGUGAAUGUUUUCAAA